Molecule: messenger RNA, 3542 nt
Organism: Laetiporus sulphureus 93-53
Lineage: Eukaryota; Fungi; Basidiomycota; Agaricomycetes; Polyporales; Laetiporaceae
Exons: 27
Coding region: 120-3419 (1099 amino acids)
Molecular function (GO): hydrolase activity, acting on acid anhydrides, in phosphorus-containing anhydrides; zinc ion binding; DNA binding
Source: RefSeq, a predicted model, not a curated record
AACAGGUUCAAGGAUAGACACUUGGACUGCAGACGCUCGAGCGCGACCCCCGUGACCGUGUUGUAACGCGUCGCGCGUGCUUUUCGCGUCGAUGGUGCUCCUCGCCUCGAACCCCCAUCAUGUCUACCAGCUACGUCCUUGAGUACAGCAAGAGCAGUCGCGCCAAGUGCCACGGGCCUCCGCCUUGUAAGGGCAGCUCCAUCGGCUUAGGAGACUUGAGGUACGGGAAAGUCGUAUUCGGAAAGUAUGGCGAAACCGUCGAAUGGCGCCAUUGGGGUUGCGUUACUAAGUCGAUUCUUGCAAACUUGGCAACAGUCAAAUUAGAGCGCGUGCCGGGUUUCAACAACCUGAGACCUGAGGACCAGUCAAAGAUCCGCAUGGCCAUCGGUUUACGGCGCAUUGAUACCGCCGACAUCCCGGAAUCUGCCAAGGCGCCCAAUGCAGUGAACACAGCAGACGCUGCAUCUUCUUCGCAAGGGCCCAGCCAGAAGAAGCGUAAAGCCGCAGCAGAGGCGGCCACGCCUGUGUCGCAGUUGUCCUCCCAGCAGCCACAGCCCGGUCCGUCGCAGCCGCUGCGGCAUCUUACUCAGAAUCCCGCUUCUCAGACUAUUGAGGACGAGCAAGACGAUGAUGUUGUUGAGAUCGAAGACCCCAAAGAUGAACUAUAUUGUACGCUGAAGACGAGCAUUGUCGGUGUGCAAUACUACAAGGGUCUCGUUGGGCCCGGAGAGCAAGUCCGUCUCGUCCGAGAACCGAACAACAAGUAUGAUCGCAACGCAAUCCAGGUGAAGAAUAUCGGCGGCACACAGGUUGGGCAUGUCCCGCGGAACGCUGCCGCCAAGCUUGCCCCUCUCAUGGAUCGCAACUUAGUCACGGUCGAAGGCGUGAUGCAUGAGGGAAACUUGACCUCAUUCAGCUACUCGCUUUCCAUGACGCUUAAGAUCUAUGGUGCUACCGACAACCGCGCCCAGCUCGAGCCGCAACUCAUCUGGGCCACACCCGGCCAACGCGGCUUCACCCCACGCACUGGUGGUGGCGCCGCUAACAUUCCCAUCCCAGGCCCUUCCCAACUUCCGCCCAUGCCUCCUCAGUCGCAGUACCAGCGCCGGGGACUCACCGCCGCUCAGCAGGAAGCACAGCGCAAGCAACAGUUAGAGUUCCAGAAAGCUUCGGAGCUCCGGCAAAUUCUCAAUAAUUUAGAGAAGGUCGACGACGAGGGGCGCCGGGGCUCCCUGCUCGACACGCUCUGCGCUGUGGAGGACGUGCUGAAGCUCCCGAUGCAUCCGAGCCCGCCGGGUGUAACAAGCGGGGACUUGAAGGUGAACUUGAUGAGGCACCAGAGUCAAGCUCUGCAAUGGUGCAUCGAACGCGAGUACCCCGUGCUGCCAAAAAAGGAGGAGGAUAAGCCGGUGCAAUUCUGGCAGCUGAAAAAGACCGCAGGAAAGACGUUCUACUACAAUGUUGUGACCAAAACACCUCAGCAGAAUCCUCCAGUACUCGGAAGAGGCGCGCUAUGCGCAGACAGCAUGGGCUUGGGCAAAACCUUGACGAUGCUCUCUCUCGUGCUCGCAACGAAGGCCGACAUUCCUCUGGACUUUUCUAAGUCCACGCUAAUCGUUGUCCCGCUUUCUGUCCUGUCAAACUGGGAGAAGCAGAUCGAGGACCAUGUCAUCGCGGGUGCUCUUACGCACUGCGCGUACUAUGGCAACACGCGCUCUAAGACACCGGAGCAGCUGAAGCAGUACGACGUCGUAAUCACGACGUACCAGACGGUCGCCGGAGAGCAUGGCGAUUCAGUCUCGAGUGGGAACGGAAAGAGGAGGAAGAUGUCCGGGGAAGGAUUGUUCCACGUGCCCUGGAAGAGGAUCAUUCUUGACGAAGGGCACAAUAUUCGCAACCCUCGAACUAAGAUGGCGAAGGCAGUGUACGGAUUGAACGCCCAGCGGCGCUGGGUGCUCACAGGAACACCGAUCAUCAAUUCCCCGAGGGACCUCGGCUCUAUCCUGACCUUUUUGCAGAUCUGUCGUCCCCUGGAUGACGAGGAUUUCUAUAAGCGCAUGGUGCUACGUCCUCUCAAGGAUGGCGAUCCUAGUGGCGCCGAGCUCCUUCGGGCAUUGAUGAGCCAUAUGUGCAUUCGCCGAACCAAGGAAAUGCAAGACAGCGAAGGCAACCCGCUUAUUCCUCUUCCUCCUGUUGACGUGACCGUGGUCCCUGUGUCCCUCACCGACCAGGCUAGGGAGCUAUACGACGCAGUUGAACAACUGUCGAAGCAACGAAUAGACAAUUUGAUCCAGAUGCAUGGAAGCAUUCACUCAGCUGCUGUACAAACCAAUAUGCUAAGUCUGUUGACGCGUCUGCGCCAGCUCGCGCUCCAUCCGGGCCUCGUGCCUGCCAACUAUCUCGAACAGCUCCGCAUUGCUGAAUCAAAUGACGAUGCCCCUAUGUCCGCAAUCAAGCUCACUCCAGAAGACAAGAUACGAUUGCAAAACAUCCUCGCACAGGGGAUUGAGGAUAACGAGGAAUGCCCCAUAUGUUUCGACAUUCUGAACCAGCCUAGAAUCACGGGCUGCGGACACAUGUUCUGUCUUGCAUGUAUCUCUGAAGUCAUCUCUCGCGACCCGAAAUGCCCGAUGGAUCGGCGCCAACUCGGAAUGGGUGACCUCAUCGAACCGCCGCCACCGACAGAGCUCACACAAGCACCUGUGCGCUGCGAUGAAGAAGACGAGGAAGAGGACAGCGGAUUGCGUUUCGGAUCUUCUGCGAAGAUCGAUCAGCUUGUCCACUUGCUCAAGCUCACACCGACGACGGAGAAGUCCCUCGUGUUCUCACAGUUCACAUCCUUCCUUGACAAGAUUGCGGAGACACUUGAGAAAGAAGGCAUCCCGUACGUCCGCUUCGAUGGGAAGAUGUCUGCGCGACGGCGACAAGAAACAAUUGCGCGCUUUUCCGUACCCCUCGACGGUUCUGUCCAAACUUCUGUGAUCGAGAACGACGAACCAGCAUCGCGUCCGAUUCGCCGCCGGGGACGCUCCAAUAUCGCCGUCGUUCAGGACGACGAAGAUGCAGCGGUCCGCGACGACGACAAUGACGCAGAUUUCGCACCAACUAACGAGAACGGCGAGGAUAGUGACUUCAUCGACGAUGAGGAUGAUGAGCGCAACAAACGUUGGAAGGGUAAAGGGAAAGCUAAAGCAGCUAAUGGCAAGAAAAUAGCGAGGUUCAGCAUUACGGGACCCUCUGUGUCAAUAUAUCUCGAUGGCUCGGCGUUUGGAAAUGAGGUGAAUCCAAGGGUCAUGCUCAUCUCGCUCAAGGCGGGGGCGCUGGGUCUAAACUUGACCAUCGCCAACAAUGUCUACCUAAUGGAUCCCUGGUGGCAGGAGGGGAUUGAGUCUCAAGCAAUUGACAGAUGCAACCGGUAGGCUGUUUGCCAGGAAAGUUGCUAUCUCGGACUGACGGACAUUGGUACAGCAUUGGUCAAACGAAACCUGUCCACGUCUACCAAAUGAUUGCCGAGAACACUGUUGAAUCGAAGGUAGGACCCA